Messenger RNA from Cryptotermes secundus, 1967 nucleotides. It is a transcript of the gene CCT5, whose product is annotated as T-complex protein 1 subunit epsilon. Gene Ontology annotation, cellular component: chaperonin-containing T-complex. Gene Ontology annotation, molecular function: ATP binding; ATP-dependent protein folding chaperone; ATP hydrolysis activity. Gene Ontology annotation, biological process: protein folding. NCBI's taxonomy places the organism in Eukaryota, Metazoa, Arthropoda, Insecta, Blattodea, Kalotermitidae. The coding region runs from base 141 to 1772 and encodes 543 amino acids. The transcript is spliced from 10 exons. The record is from RefSeq and is a predicted model, not a curated record.
UCUGUGAGAUCAAUCGCGAUAUCGACAAGAGCGACAAGAGUAUGUUGUGGAGUUCAGGAAUUGCAGGAAGUUUGUGAGAGUUCUGUGUGGAAAAGAGCGUUUGUAUUCAUCAUCGUUCAGAACAUUCUAAAAAUAAUACCAUGGCGUCUAUGCCAGGUACACUAGCGUUCGAUGAAUAUGGUCGUCCGUUCAUUAUAAUUCGCGAUCAGCAGAAUCAGAAGCGAUUAACCGGGGUCGAUGCCUUGAAGUCACACAUAUUGGCAGGACGUUCAAUAGCCAACACAUUAAGGACAUCACUUGGACCGAAAGGCUUGGAUAAGAUGAUGGUUAGUCCAGAUGGGGAUGUCACAGUUACAAAUGAUGGAGCUACGAUAUUGAAACUUAUGGAUGUUGAGCAUGAGAUUGCUAAACUUAUGGUGCAGCUGUCUCAGUCACAGGAUGAUGAAAUUGGAGAUGGCACCACUGGUGUAGUUGUAUUGGCAGGGGCACUUCUUGAACAAGCAGAAAUGUUGCUAGACAAGGGAAUCCAUCCAAUCCGAAUUGCUGAUGGCUUUGAACUGGCAGCUCAGUGUGCAGUGAAGCACUUGGAGAAAAUUGCUGACACCUUUCUUGUUGAUUUGUCCAACCUGGAACCACUCAUCCAGACAGCUAUGACAACGCUUGGUUCCAAGAUAGUGAACAAGUGUCACCGACAGAUGGCAGAGAUUGCUGUACAGGCUGUUAUGGCUGUGGCAGAUAUGGAGAAGCGAGAUGUGAACUUUGAACUCAUCAAAGUUGAGGGGAAAGUAGGCGGUCGUUUAGAGGACACCAUGCUUGUCAAGGGAGUCGUCAUUGACAAGGACUUCUCACAUCCGCAGAUGCCUAAGGUCCUAAAGGAUGUGAAACUGGCAAUCUUGACAUGCCCGUUUGAGCCACCAAAACCGAAAACAAAGCACAAGCUUGAUGUGACAUCGGUGGAGGACUAUAAGGCUCUACGUCACUAUGAAGCUGAGAAAUUUUCUGAGAUGGUUCAGCAGGUGAAAGAUGCUGGUGCAACUCUUGCCAUCUGUCAGUGGGGCUUUGAUGAUGAGGCAAACCACCUGCUGCUGCAACGUCAGCUGCCUGCUGUGCGCUGGGUUGGUGGCCCUGAGAUUGAGUUGAUUGCCAUUGCCACAGGAGGCAGGAUAGUUCCCCGAUUUGAGGAACUGUCCGCAGACAAGCUUGGGUAUGCUGGUCUUGUACGAGAACUUCAGUUUGGAACCACCAAGGAUCGUAUGCUUGUGAUUGAAGAGUGCAAGAAUUCACGGGCUGUCACAAUUUUUAUUCGAGGAGGAAAUAAGAUGAUAAUUGAAGAAGCAAAGCGCAGUAUCCAUGAUGCCCUUUGCGUGGUACGCAACCUGGUGCAGGAUAACAGAGUGGUGUAUGGUGGUGGAGCAGCAGAAAUUGCAUGUGCAGUUGCAACUUCACAAGAGGCCGACAAGAUCUCAUCGCUGGAACAGUACGCUUUCCGUGCCUUCUCUGAGGCCCUAGAGAGUGUACCACUAGCCCUGGCAGAGAACUCUGGUCUGUCACCAAUCCACACAUUGACAGAAGUGAAGGCUCGCCAGGUGAAGGAAAACAACCCUGCUCUUGGGAUUGACUGCAUGCUGAAGGGUACCAGUGACAUGAAAGAGCAGCAUGUUAUUGAGACUCUGCACAGCAAGAAGCAGCAGAUUGUUUUGGCAACUCAGCUUGUGAAAAUGAUUCUCAAGAUUGAUGAUAUCCGGUCACCAAAUGAUGGCAUGAGCAUGUAAUUUGCAGAGGUGCAAAUCACCUAAUCAAAUCUUCUGAUCAAAGACUAUUUCUAAUAUACUAGUUGCUUCUUCUCUUCUAAGCAUUAAAGUAAUUAAAUACUGACUCCAUUGUUUUGUUUUACAUGUAAUUUUUAUAUGUACAUUUAAUGUAACAAUAAAGAACCGAAUCUCUGCUUCAGUAAAAUUAAAUUUUGA